This is a messenger RNA of Salvia miltiorrhiza (redroot sage), 2503 nucleotides long. RefSeq names its product PHD finger protein EHD3. The record is from RefSeq and is a predicted model, not a curated record. NCBI's taxonomy places the organism in Eukaryota, Viridiplantae, Streptophyta, Magnoliopsida, Lamiales, Lamiaceae. The coding region runs from base 260 to 1987 and encodes 575 amino acids. The transcript is spliced from 7 exons.
CGAAACGCCGGAAGCAAAAAUAACUCAUUUUUCAAAAUUUUGAAAACCCCCCUCCCAUCUCUCUGUCUCAGAUAAUACGCACAAAUUGGGCGCAACUUUAUCUCUCUAGGGUUCCAAAUCCCACCCGCUAACGACAUUUCUCUCCCUAUCUCUUUCCACUCUCCAACUCCAGGGGGAUUCGAAAUUCUUGAUUGCUCCGGGUCCGAAUUGUUAUGACAGUUUUCUUAGGUGGUUAGCGUUGCUUAAUUGAAGAUUAGGCAUGGUGGAUGCUCACAAUGAAAGUAAUGUGAACGGUGGUCGAAGUAAUUUUGAGAGUUUAGUAGGGUCCUCUGAUGUUGAGGAGGUGAAGGCUAAUGGCGUUGCAGUCGAUGCUGAAGCUGGUCCUUCGGGAUUGGGAGGAGAUAGCUUGCUUACCUACAAGAGGCGAAAGAGUAUCAAGAUUAUGGAGUGUGGGAAGGUUUUCGGUGAUUCAGCGAGUCAGCUGAGUGAGAAGAAAGGUGCAGAUUGUUCCAAUGGUUGCUCACUCAAGCAAAAAAGAAACAUUAUUCUGGAUCAAAUUUGCCAGUCGCUCGAUAUUGGUGGAUUGAAGAAGUGCAUGGAAAGUGCACUUGUUUUCCCAACAGCAAGUUGUAGUGAAACUACUAUAAAGGAUUCUGUUCGUUCUUCUGAACAUUGGAGGAAAAACACAUCUCAGAAUGGGACUCUGCUUGAUGGUCUCCAGAAUGCAACUAAGUCAAAUGUUGGUUUGACAUCUAGUGGGUCAGUAAAUGGUCUAUAUACUACCACUUUCACAGAGCGUUGUAUUGGCACCUUUGUGGAUGUUUUUAUGUCAGAACAGUUUGCACGACUAUGCAGUCUACUCCUUGAAAAUUUUGAAGGCAUAAAGCCAGAUAAACUCUUUGAUUUGAAUCACAUAAGCACAAGGAUGAAGGAGAAAGCAUAUGAACAGUCGCCUUUGCUAUUCCAGUCUGAUGUUCAAGAGUUUUGGGCAAAGCUCCAAAAGGUUGGCUCUGAUAUAACUGCUCUUGCUAAGUGCCUAUCGGACAAAACUAUGGCUUCUUUGCACGAACAGUGUCCUCAGGUAAGCAACCCUGCUAACAGCAUGUCUGAGGGUACGAAACAUGAGGUUGAAGUCCUUGCCCACACUAAGCCGGAGCUGGCGGAGACAUGUGCUCUCGAUGAAGUCCAUACCUGCAGGUGUUGUAGGGAAAAGGCAGAUGGAAAAACUGGUCUAAUAUGUGAUUCAUGCGAGGAGAUGUUUCAUAUCUCCUGUAUUGAGCCUGCUGUUACAGAAAUCCCUUCUAGCAGUUGGUAUUGUGCCAACUGUAUAGCAAAGGGAACUGAAUCCUCGCAUGAGAACUGCAUAGCUUGUGAGAGGCUAAAUGCCUUUGUGUCACCAUGUGAUGGCAGCGGUGGAGAAGAUGAGCUUGGGAAUGAUAUAGCAACAGAAGAAUUAGAGGGGAGUUCAAAUGAGUUAGUUGCCAAUGAAGAGUUCCAGAACUGCACAGUAUGUAGGACUGAAGUUGGCAGUGAUGGAGAAUAUAGAAUUUGUGGCCACAGCUUUUGUCCUCACAAGUUUUACCAUGAGAAAUGCCUAACAACUAAGCAGCUUAUCUCGCAUGGCCCUUGUUGGUAUUGCCCUUCCUGUCUGUGCAGAGCUUGCUUAACUGAUAAAGACGAUGAUAAGAUUGUUCUGUGCGAUGGCUGUGAUCAUGGUUACCACAUCUAUUGCAUGCAGCCACCGCUCUCUACUAUACCAAAAGGGAAAUGGUUCUGCCCAAAAUGCGAUAGUGGAAUCCAGCGUAUCCAGAGAGCCCGGAGGACAUACGAGCAUAUGCAACAAAAUGCAUCCAAAAAGAGAGCCUUGAAUGGAAAACUGAAGUGCAGCGAGGCUUUGAACAAAUCAGGUGGGGUGGAUAUGCUUCUAAAUGCAGCCAAAACUCUGAACUAUGAAGAGAAUAUGGCUGCAAUGGAGUUGGAAAGCUAAAUGAGCCUGACAAAGUCGCUCUUUUUGGUGGAAAGAUCAAGAAGUUUACGCUUGUACAUUACUGCAUCAUUCGAACGACUGACAUUUUUGUGACAGGCUGACUUUUGACUUCAAUCAUCCCAUCUCUAGGAGACGGGAUUCUCCUUUUGCUCCUCGAGGUAAAUUCUCUUGCAGAAUUGUAGACUGACAGUUGCUCUGGAAUCGAUUUAGGUGCUUUAGUUUGUAGUAAAUAUUCUUUUACGAGGUCAUGAUACCGAGCGUUGCGUUGGAAACCGAUCUGAAAGAAUCGUUUCUGCCCCUGAUUUUGAUGCACUUGGAGUUGAUUCUUGUGGGAUAGGUUUAACUGGAUAUCUCUUGUAUUGAAAUGAGUUGUUGCAAUUGUACUAAAGAUUUACUGUAUGUUGAAAUAUUGCUAUGUUCUUGUUUAGUAGCCUAGACUAAGCCAAAUGUUGUAUUUCAUGUAUUUUCCUCCCCAUAUUAAUAUUGACGACAUAUUUUCUCCCUCCGAGCCAUAAA